Stegostoma tigrinum is the source of this 10041-nucleotide messenger RNA. RefSeq names its product LIF receptor subunit alpha a (gene lifra). Lineage: Eukaryota; Metazoa; Chordata; Chondrichthyes; Orectolobiformes; Stegostomatidae. Gene Ontology annotation, biological process: cytokine-mediated signaling pathway. Gene Ontology annotation, cellular component: external side of plasma membrane. The record is from RefSeq and is a predicted model, not a curated record. Gene Ontology annotation, molecular function: protein binding; cytokine receptor activity. The transcript has 21 exons. Bases 940 to 4542 code for a protein of 1200 amino acids.
UCUUGGCCAUGGCACCGAAUGUGCUGUCGCAGUGUGAUCAUAGCAACGUUCACGUUAAAGUUAAGCAAAAUAAACACGCAUGUUACAAUGUAGUUGUUCUAAUAACAAUUCCUAUUCCUAAUGUGACUGGGGGGGUCAGCUUUAUAGUGCAGUUUCGUGACGACGUUUAUUUUAGUGGGUGAAGUUAAACAGGUGAUCGUUACGUCAAGGACUGUUCGCAAUGUCUCGAAACUUUUCUAACCUUGGAAAGCCAGACAUUCGCACGUAAUUAGUCAAGUUUCGCUCUCGAUAUGUUUUUUUUGUUGGGGUUGGGGAGAUUGCUGGAGAAAUCAGGCCUGGCAGUAUUUCUGAAUAGAAAGCAGAGUUAACCUCGGUAAGACAGGUCGGCACAACAUCGAGGGCCGAAGGGCCUGUACUGUGCUGUUAUGUUUUAUGUAAAUACGGUUACCUGCAGAAAUGCAUAACUUCAGGAGUUGGAGAGGGGUGGGAAUGGUUAUCAGUGGAAACCGGAGUUUUGCGCAAAGGAGCGAAGAAAUGCACGGACAUUUCGUCAAGAGGCGACGGAAAAGACGUUGAUUAGUUCCACCGGGAAAAGAACCAGCGGCAUUAGGUGAAAAUUGAAUGCACCAGGUGAUUAGGAAUGUCCUGAUGAUCGAAACACUCAAAAGGAAACUGGAUAAAUUCUUUAAAAGAGAAAACGUUGCCGGGGUCUGAGAAAGACGAAGGUAUUCUGGGACUAACCUGAAUCGCUCUAGCAUGGAUCGAAUGUCCUUUAUAUCCUUUGCUACUAUAAUUAAAUUGACGCGAUAACGUUGGGUGAUACCAACUUUAAAGAGCCGCAAGUUAUGCUAAAGAAAAAACUGACAUAAAAUAGAAGGAAAAAGAACAUCUAGUGGAUGAUAUUGCUCAUGUUCCGCUGAUCUAUUCACAACUGGUAGAAUGAAGCUCUGGGUGUUAUUUGGGUUUGUCCUUUUAACCCUUCUGUCAUCUGGUUACCACAUGGCUAUUGCCCAGAAUGCAGUAGGUCACUGUGGUUCCAUGUCUACAAAAAUCUUGAUUGCCAAUGUCAAUUCCAGCCACAAUAUAACCUGCUACUUUUGUGGAUCUGAUGCUGCUGAUCAGGUUGAAUGGAAAUAUGCUGGCAAUCUCCUCCCUAGCAGCUACUACACUAAGGUCACCUCCAGUGUAAGCAUGGUGUCGCUGCAGAACCUUGGCCUAACCAGCCGGGAAGGAGAAAAUUUGACGUGUACAUUUAAAACAGAGUCUUACACCGCAUCGGUCAAGACUGGAUAUCCCCCUGAGGCUCCUCGGGAUUUGGAAUGUGUAACCCAAAACUUUGGUAAAAUCAAGUGUUCUUGGAAUACGGGAAGAGACACAAAUAUAGAAACAAACUACACAGUCUGCUCUUGGUUACCAGAUAGCUGCAUUGAAGUGGGAACUAAAACCUUCAUUGAGCGUGACUUUGUUGCAUUUCAAGAUUUACAAUUGCAAAUAAUUGCUGUUAACAAGUUAGGCAUACAGACAUCCGAACAAUUUCGGAAGGUUGAACACGACAUCGUAUUUCAACCUUACACACCAGAACUCCUCAAGGUGUUGAAAGGUCCAACUGACUUCCAGCUAACUGUGGAAUGGAAUGAAGGUGGCACAAAAUAUGGUGUAGGUUUAGAACUAAUCUUCGAAAUCCAAGUCUUCCUCUCACACACAAUGCAGGAGGUCUGGACGGGGAAUUACAGUAGCACUGUGGACAUUUCCCAUGACAAGAUCCUGCAGUUCAACUGGACCUCAGAUAUGCCCCUCCAGUGCACAGCACACUCUGUGAGGAUCCGUGCCAUUAGCGGUGAGAGUGAAAUCCUGUUUUCUGGCGUCAAAGCUUGGAGUGACUGGAGUCCUGCCUUAACAAUUGAAGGGCUAGACACAUUUAACCAAACGAAAGGUAAAAUCUAUCCUGUGGAUGGUACUGUUCUAAAAGCAGGAUCCAGCUUGACGUUUUGUUGUGUAGCUGGUCAAGGAAAAAGAAUUGAUAAAUUGUAUUUCAGUGACUUGAAUGCAACAGUUAUCGAAUUAAGUGACAGGAGCCAGGCCAUCAAGGUACAGAAUGUCACCCCCUCGAUAGAAUCUGGAACAAACGUUAUUUGCAUUACAAACGUGCUUGUGUAUGAAGGAGCAGUCAUAUACAUUGGCUAUCCCCCUGAUUUGCCAAGAAAUCUCAGCUGUGAAACUCGUGACUUACAAACACUAAACUGUACUUUCGAACCAGGGAGGUCAACUUCAUUAGUCUCAAAGCGUCGGACUAGAUAUAGUAUCAUCGACAGGUCAUCCAAGAUCACCUCACCAUGUGAAGAAGCUUCAAAGAUCCACCCGCAUUACUGGUGCAGUUUUCCAAUUUCAAAUGGCAAUGAUAUAUAUAAUCUUUCAGUACAUGGUAAAAACCCACUGGGAGAAGCUCAGUCGCAUAUAACAGUGGAUGUGACCCAUGUGUUUCACCCUUAUGCCCCUCACCAGCUGAGGGAAGAAGCCAAAAUAUUAACGAGUCUCAACGUAUCGUGGUCAGAUCAAAUAGAUUAUACUGGGAUCACACUGCUUUGUGAGAUGGAGAUAAGAGAUCAUUUGGGGAGUAGUAACAUGUCAUAUAACUACUCUGUGAUUGGAGGACUUAAGGAUGCAAGACACAUAGUAACAUUAGACAAUUUGAGACCUAAUACAAGAUAUUCCAUUCAGGCUCGUUAUUCUGCUCAGCGUUUUUGGAAGUGGAGUAAAUGGAGCAAUUUGAUCAAUGUUGUAACUGAACAAGCUGCUCCAUCAACCAGCCUGAAUGUCUGGAGAAAGAUUAUGCCAAACAGGACUGUGACUAUUUACUGGAAGCCACUUUCAGAUGCUGAGGCGAACGGUCACAUUUUAUCCUACAAUGUAACUUGGAUGAAGAUAGGAAGCAAUUCGUCAACCACAGUUGAGAUGUCAAUGUCGAGCAUAGCAAUAGAUCUCGAUGAAGCUGCCUAUGUAAUUACAGUUAUAGCACGAAAUAGUGCUGGGACAUCACCGCCUUCUGUGAUUAGGAUCCCUCCACACACUAACGAUGAACACGUAGGCUACAUCAAAACCAGUGGUACUGGAGACGGAUUUAAUGUGACUUGGCUGAGGCAGGAAGUUGAGAACUGUGGAUACACUGUAGAGUGGUGCCAAAACUUGAGUAACUCUACUUGUAAUGUGGACUGGCAGAAAUUUCCUUCAAAUGUUACAAGCGCCAUAAUAAAAUCAGAUAACUUGCAAGUUGGAGUACUGUACAUGCUUGAGGUUCACGAGUGCAGGGAUGGUGGAGAUUACUUACUGAAGAGGCUGGUCGGGUAUACACGUGAACUGGCCCCAGCUGAAGCUCCGAAUCUGGAUAUUGAGGAAACCACUAGUGAUUCAGUACUGAUCAAAUGGAGUGACAUUCCUGUGGACAAACAGCGAGGAUUCAUUCAGGGCUUCAAAAUUUAUUACAGUAAACUAUACAACGAAUCAGCAGCUUUCAAGCCUGUUGGUGGUCAAAAGCUGAACACAAAUAAAUUACUACCAAAGAUCAUAAACGAUUCUGCUACACGGACAUUCAAGAUCGGGGGCCUUGAGCCUGGGACAGCAUACCUUGUGGCACUGCGUGCCUACACCAGAGGAGGGGAUAGUCCCAGGAGAGAUGUCACAGUGACUACACCAAACAGCCCUCUUGCUGUGAUUCUUGGGAUUACCCUGCCCCUUGUGGGAAUUAUAACACUGGGAGUCAUCCUCAGCAUCUUCUGUUACCGAAAACAAGAAUGGAUCAAAGAGACAUUUUAUCCUGAUAUUCCUGAUCCAAACAACAGCAAAGUUCUUCAGGAUGGAACCUUUCUUCAGGGUGUCAACUCGUGCAAAACUCUCGAACCAAAGGAUUGUACACCCAGUGAGGUGCAGGUUGUCGAAGAGAAGCAGAUUGGAUUUGAGAUUGAGAAGGAGGUUGAAGUGGAUGAUGAGACGGAGGUAGUUCCUGAGGAUAUUUCUGAUGCUGAGACCCAGAGUCAAGGUGUCUUAUCGUAUGGUCCGCACAGUGCACCUGCUGAGACUUCAGGAAAAGUUAACCCAGCAUUUGAGGCAAUGGCCUCCCCAACCAUCUAUCCCAGUGAAGUAAUGUAUACAAGUAUACGAGGUCCUGUCUACCAACAACAAGAGGCACCAGGGACCGGUCCCGGGACCGAUGAGAUGGAAGUGAUUGUCAAGUCAGGCUAUCAACCUCAGGUCCAUGGAGGCAUCGCUCCCACACCAGUCAUGGAGCAGUCUGAGGUGCAGGAACUAAUGCCUCGAGUUAAUGGCUAUCAACCACAGGCCCACCGCCAGUCCUGGAGCCUAGAUUCUGUAGAGUUUCCACCACCUGAGACUGAUUCCAUUGGCAGCCCAACUUCCAUCAAUUCCCAAGCAUUCUUGAUUCCAGAGAGGAUGCUGGGAGCGGAUCAUAGCUUAAGACCGGGUGUCAAAAUGUGGUCCCUGCCCUUUUUCCAGAAUUCCAGAAUGUCUUUUGACUCCAACGACAGCUGAAGAGAGACACUGGGCAAGGGAAGGUUUGGAUACAGGAGAACCUAGGUCAAACCCUUGCCAUCAGUUUGUGUCUCAUUUUUUGCUCAUUGUGAAUCCCCUGCUCCUCCCCCGGGAAACUAACACUAUAGUGACUUGGAAUGUGGCAGCCCGCUCCAUGUGGACUGGGAAUGGCCAGCAGCUUGUUUAUUAUUUUCACCUCUUCUCAUAGUUCAGAGACUGAAACCAGAUGAAAGGGUCAAAUUGCAGAAAGCUACCAAAGGGGCAGAAGUUUGUAGCGGCAUUAAACCUAACUGAGCCCUAGUUGACACAUCCCUGAGGAGAAUGGAGUUUGAUUGCUGUUCCCUGCCACUGUAUGUGCUAGAACCAACUUAAGGAGCUGAGUGGCCUAUUUCUUGCUCCUCUAUGGAAAUAUUAUUUCACACUAGAGUUACACAAUUUAUUAGCUGAAGAGAUUGACGACAACGCAAUUAUAUUUUAAUAAAAUAUGAUCAGACUGAGUUGAUGCAGAUGUCAAAAGUGGUUCUAACUGUGGAGUCCUGGCUUGUAUCAUAAAAGACUCUUGUCCAAGGCACCUGAUAAGCUCUGAUUUUGCCUUUUGUUGAGGAUUAACGAGAUUGGAUGGAUUCUGUCUAAAACAAGGCUAAUGGAGAAAGUUGUCCUAUUUAAUCUGAAUUUCAGACGUGCAUGCUGAUGGGGGGAAAAAAAAACCUCUGAUUAUGGCAAUACAAGCUUCUGUCUCUACUCUGGCCACCUCAGUGGAUCUACUUUGAUUACCCUGGCUUCAUUUCAAAUUGACUUGGUGGGUUGACAAACUUGAAGUGAUAAGAAUUGGGCUACUACUUGUGGCUCACUACCUCACAGCUUUUGAUUCCAGACAGCCAAAGCCUUGCUCAGGUAACUGAAGCUCUCACUUAGCAGUGCCCCUUCAUUGGCAGCUGAAUGACUUGUCCUGAAGGAGAGCCAUAAUGGAUUUGAAACAUUAAAUUUGGCUCUUCCCCCACAGAUGCUGCCAGACCUGCUGAGUUUGUCUAGCACUUUGUUUUUAUUUCCAAUUUCCAGUAUCCACAGUAUUUCACUUUUAUCUGUCCUUCCCAAGCUCCGAAAAAAGUACAACAAAUCUGCUCCGUACUCUUCCCAGGCAGCUGAACCUUGCUUUUCACAAAAACUCAAUCUACUGCACAUAAAUGGUUUAAAUAAAACCCAUCAACAAGCAAGGGGAGUAGAUGCAUAUUUGGCCGAGGAGGAACAGAGCCCUGUCCGUGUAAAAAUUCUGUUUUGCAUUGGUUUGUAUCAUGUUCUGCAUUAGCUGAUUGCUAACAGCCUUAAAACACUACAUCCAGGAGACUGCGUUUGUGAAUCAAAAGAUAUGCUUACUUUAAUUCUGCUUGUGACAUGCUUUAUCAAAACGAAAUGCUUCACAUACAAUGAAUUGUUUUGAAGUGUUGUGACUGUUAAUGCGGUUCAGUGUAACACGAGCAUUGUUUGUAUGGCCUUGUUUAAAUGUACUUGUGAGAAUGACACGCCACCAGGCACAGGCCAGGGCUGAAUGGUUUGGCCUGUGUUUACCAUCUGACAUCUUGAAACUCUAGAGCAUGUUGUAUGAAAGUGGUCGUUUGCCUUUUCUCUCUCUAAGGAGCAAAUCUCCGCUUGCAUUCCAGUGCUUUUGUUGAGGGUUGAAAGAAGUGCUUGAUGGGGCAAAGCAAUUGGUAAGAUCUCAGUUGCUGUUUGUGUGACAUCAGCCAGCGAAGAGCUGUGUGUCGUCUUGCUCUGGAACUCGUGACAUUCUAGUAACACCGUGCAGGGAGUCACUGCGAAUAACGUACCAGGAACUCGUUCUGCAUUCCACUUUAGUAGGCAGUGGUUACAGAGUUUGUUACUUCUAUGAUCGAGACGCAAAGUCUCUGCUGUGCUCAUCCAGUGAGAUUGGAACUUUAUGCUAAGAAAUAUAUUUGAUUGUCCGCUUUUUCAAUUCAAUUAACCUUGUUUUUGUUUGGCAUUCAUUCAAAAUGGAAUUCUGAAAUGAAGAGCAAGCUGCAAUAUAUUUACCUCCUCCUUCACCCGAACGGGGAGAGGAAGAAUGCAUUUCUGCACAUCUUAUCAAAGUAGCCUGCAGCUGGAUUCAGUAACUUGGCAUGAAUGUGGCCCCCUUCAUUUCUCGGUGUACUGGAUUUGAAGAGAGUUAAUACCCCACUGGUUCAGCAUACAGAUUGAGUUGACCACAGUUUCCAUUGCAAGCAGGGAGAAUGACAAUUGGGCAGUGACGCAAAAUCAUUAUUUCUGUCGUUUCAUAUAUGCUGGUCGGAGUUCUGUUCCACUAAUAUUUCAUCAACAAAAUGUGAUACCGACUAUGAAAGGAAACGUACACACCACACAUUACUGGUCUCUGACAGGAAACAUGCCAACGUUUUCAUCACGCAUACACACCCGCACGCACAUACAUAUCUACUUAGGUGUGCGGGCAGAUGUGUACAAGCUUAUCUGUGCACAUAUUCAUCCUCACAGGUGUAUGCAUCCAUCUCAGAAUGGAGAGAAUGACUGAGCCAUUAAAAAUAUAAAUACUCAAAUUUGUAACUCUAAUUUUUGUGAAGUGCAUUGUCCUCAAAGUGUCGACAUUGUAAGCCUGUUUGCGGACAGGAAUGCUUUAUUUUGCUCUAACAAUGCCUGAUAACCCGUUUAUUGCAUAGCAAUGCCUGUAUCACUGGUAAUUGUUAAUCUUUUUUUUUCCUGAAUGUAUGGUCUAACUGCUGUUGUAAUUGUGUCAUUGAAAUUUUAAAACUGUAAUGUAAUUUCACAAGCUAUGGACAUAAGACUAACCCUGAACCGUGUAUAAAAGUUGUGGUGGAAUAUCUCCACGAACACUCGGGAUUGCUGUAAACAAACUGCCCUUUUGGAUUUCAUAAUGUACACCAGUACAGCGACCCACCAUACAGCAUAAACCUAGCCUUCCUGCAGUUCCAUAUAGUCAGGUUACAGUACUGUCUUUAAGACUAUGUACAGGACUUGUGUUCUCUCUGCUCCCACUCGCAUCAUAGCUGCCCAAUUGGUGAUAGAUUAAAAGAGAGUUUAGCUAAGAGUUGGGAUUUCUCAGUCUUUUGUUUUUCCAGGUCUUUUCCCUGAUCAUCUCCUUCCUCCCUCUUUCUGACUGUGAGAACAUCUGUGCUCUGCAGUCCUACCAAUUACAAUCUCUAAGAGAGCCAGCACACAGUUCCUGUUCUCCAUUUUGCAUUCAGAGAUUUAUUUGAGGGAACCUGUACACAAAAGGAGAAAGGAAUAAAAGGGGUGAAAGGAGGCUGGUGUAGAGCGUAAAUCCUGGCAUAGGCCGAUUAGGCUGGAUGUGUGUAAACUCUGGUCAUACCCACCAGAAGCGAGGCUGAAUUUAAGGGUUCAUCUGCAGCCAGUUAGGAAGGAACUAAGACCAAAGUUGUGGUCCACUGGUUAGGUUCACAGUCUGCCCAUGUUCUCAAACUUUGCUGUCAGUUUUGCUGUGUUGUUGGUGAGUCACACGAUGGCAAUGUAUAUUGUGAUCCUGUGUAGUGCAUAAUGUGGCAACUGGCUUGACUGUCUCAGAUGACAGAAAGUAAUCCUGCAGCCAGUCAUUUUUUUUCCCUCUUUGAUUAGGGAGUUUUGAAGGUUGAAAGUACUUUCAUAGAACAUAGAACAAUACAGAGCAGAACAGGCCCUUUGGCCCUUGAUGUUACGCCGACCUGUGAACUAAUCUAAGCCCCUCCCUCUACACUAUCCCAUCAUUAUCCAUAUGCUUAUCCAAGGACUGUUUAAAUGCCCCUAAUGUGGCUGAGUUAACUACAUUGGCAGGCAGGGCGUUCCAUGGCCUUACCACUGAGUAAAGAACCUGCCUCUGACAUCUGUCUUAAAUCUAUCACCCCUCAAUUUGUAGCUAUGCCCCCUUGUACAAGCUGAAGUUAUUAUCCUCGGAAAAAGAUUCAAGUUUCUUACUCCAUUCUGUGGGAAAAUCCCAUAAAUUGAAAAAAGAUCUCUACUUCUCUCUGCUUUAAACUCUUUGUGAUGACUGCUGCCCAUCCUUUAGUGAGAUAGUACAGAUGAGUAGAUAAGUAACUGAUUUAUUGAAGAAAAUCAUGGCAGCCUAUGCUGAAUUGUGAUGAUGCUACAAAUAAUACAAGUCGUCAAAAUUCAUCACAAAAUAUAAAGUGAUUUAAAAGUUUACACAAUUAUUAACAUCACAGUAUUACAAUAGGUUUCAAAAUGCAGGUCUCCUUACUGAUUUAGUUAUAAAAGAUGUGCAAAAUGUGAAAUAAAUUUGGAAAUCCUGUUUAAAAAGGCAGGAUCAAUAAUCUAAACAUAAUACUCAAGGUUUUCAGCAUUUCCAGUACUAAACAUGUUUGAAAGAGAAAAAUGAUAAUUAGACAAAUGCAGGAGGAUGACAUCGGGUAUAUGGGAAAUGGCUGGGAAUGCUGUUAGCAUAUUCAAACCUUUUCAUUAUUUGCUGUAGGCAUGUUGAUUGUUCCAAACAGCCAUACUCGUGAACAAGUUGCUCCUAAUAGACCGAGAGCCUAAUGUUGAUGUGCCACAUGAUGCAAGAUUGUCUGAUGAAUGGUCUAGGCCCGAAACGUCAGCUUUUGUGCUCCUGAGAUGCUGCUGGGCCUGCUGUGUUCGUCCAGCCUCACAUUUCGUUAUCAUGCAAGAUUGUACGGUGUGUAUGUACAUAAAAACAUGAAGGCUGUGAUCUUUUGUUAUUUCCAUCUUCUUUUGUAUGCUUUGAGUCUGUGUAUUUGCAUUGAGAGGUGACCUUGUGGAAACGAUCCUACCACCACGCUGGAAGCUCUGCUUGUGGCUCAGGCUAGGAAUUGUUGGCCAUGGAAAGUGCGUUUGUGGCCAAACCAAUUCAUUGUCAUCCUGCAAAUCAUUACAAUAUACCUGAGGGCCGGAGAUAAGAGUGGGAGAGUUUUAUGGUCAAUCAUUUUGCAGAAUGCAGUGGCAAACAACUGCAGCACUUCACUCAACAGCGGGGACCAAUUCCAUGGAAGUCCAUGGCCCAUUUUUGGGAAUGAGGAUGGGAGAAAAGACAGAGCUGCUUGAAAUUAUGCAGACACAGCCUGACCCCUUGUGUGAAAGCAAAGCAUGGGGUCAGUGUGACACCUAGACUGCAUUCCACCUGCCCUGGAUGAUUUCUCAGUGAUUGAGGAAAAUUCCUUGUGAAUGCAGCGGUUUAGCCACCUUUUGAAAAUCUUAGCCUCAGUAAGAGGAAUAACUUUCUCACCACUCUGGUUCUGCAGCUACAGCCUUAGUUCUAGAUCAUUUCUCUAAUGUUGCACUUGGUGGCUAUUUUGGACUUGUUGGUCCUGAUACUAAAAUAGCAGCAAGACAUUUGACCAUGUGCACUAAUGGUACUCUGAAUUGCAUUGUAAUCUACUUGGGCUGAAAAUUGGGAAAUUUCAGCAUUUGCUGAAGCAUAUUUCUUUGAAAAAAUUCUAAUUGCUGUCAUUUUAGCCAUAUCUAUUAAAAUAUAUAUGUUCAACAGUA